This is a messenger RNA of Planococcus citri (citrus mealybug), 1442 nucleotides long. RefSeq lists its product as uncharacterized. The coding region runs from base 76 to 1281 and encodes 401 amino acids. The record is from RefSeq and is a predicted model, not a curated record. Gene Ontology annotation, biological process: proteolysis. NCBI's taxonomy places the organism in Eukaryota, Metazoa, Arthropoda, Insecta, Hemiptera, Pseudococcidae. Gene Ontology annotation, molecular function: aspartic-type endopeptidase activity. The transcript has 9 exons.
UACCCCAGAAAAAAUUGAAUUCAGUCGUUCGUGUAUUUUAUCGUUCAAGUUUUAAAAAAUAAUCAUUGAUCGAAAAUGAAGUUACAGUAUUUUCUAUUGUUCUUUUUUCUACAAUUAUAUCACGCAAGACAUGUUUCUUCUCCUGGGAGUGGUCUACGGAUACCAUUGACAAGGACGCCGUUAACAUUGAAAAAGAUGGCUUUACCUGCAACCAAGAUUGAAUCAAUGUACGAGUACAAUAUGAAAAGUUCCAAUGAAUCGGUUAUUCAUCUUCGAUACUAUCCAAUCAGCGAGUAUUACGGCCCUGUUUCAAUUGGAACGCCACCUCGAGAGUUUCAAAUGAUUUUUGAUACAGGAUCCUCCCAGCUAUGGGUACUCUCAAAAAGCUGCAAUGAUUCGAGAUGUAAAAAAAAUAGCAGUCUUGAUUUAUAUGACCACGAGAACUCAAAAACGUACAAACUGCCAACAAAGACUAGUUGUCUAAAAGAAAUAACAUAUGGAACGGGAGAAGUAGCUGGAUUUUGUUCAAAUGAUACAAUAACAUUGGACGGAGUUGAACUCAACAACACCGAAUUUCUAGAAGUUGUCAAUAUCACAGACCGAUUUCCCAAAGGUCCAUACGAAGGUCUUGUCGGAUUAAGUUAUAAUAACUCCAAACUAUCCGAUAACAUCAUCACACAACUUUGCCGGAAGGUUAAUAGAGAGAAUAAAUUUUCAUUCUAUUUUACUAGGAAUAUUUCGGAUACCGAUGGUGGUGAAUUAACGUUAUGUGGUGUAGACGAAUCGAAGUUUCGGGGCCCGUUGAAUUACGUGAAUGAAACUGAGCAGUUGCCGUUCGGUACAUGGUUCAUUCCAAUUCAAAACGCUUCAUUACAAUUUGGUCGGGAUCGUAUCAUGGAUGUGGGUUCAGAGGCGUUUGCCUUGGUUGACACUGGCACUUCUCACAUUCUUGCACCGGCAGCAAGUAUUCGAGCAAUAUAUAACGUCACAAAGGCUAACCUGACAACUAGUAAAGUCGAUUGCGAAGAUAUCCCCAAGUUUCCCAAUUUCACAUUAGCAAUCGGUGGGAAAAAAUACACACUUAAAGGAGAAGACUACACUUUCAAAUUUGAAAACAAUUCCGUGAUAGAAUGCGCGAUUGGUUUCGCUUCAGCGGGGUUUUUCAACAAUUUAUGGGUUUUAGGAGACGUUUUCUUCAGGAAGUAUUACACCGUUUUUGACAUAGAAAAUCACAGAGUUGGAUUUGCCGAAAGCAUUCAUGCGCCCAUCAACACUAAUUGAACAUCACACGACUCAAAAGAGUACAUAUUAUAAAAAUUCAUACAUGCUUUACUUUUUACAUUAUUAAUCGUGCUACCUACAUUUUAAGAAUUCUUAUUCAAUAAUUAUUCAUCUUUAUUCUGUAAGUUUCUUUUUGUCAAAUAAAUUGCAUACUCUCUUUA